UCGAAAUGGACACGGAUGAGAAGAUGGCCAGUUCCUCGAUGCCGGGAAUGUCCCACGAUGAGGUUGAUUUUACCAGCGGCUAUGAGACCCAAUACCGGAAGGAGUACAGUCCCCUGAAGCCCAUCUUUGUCCCGCCGCCGGAGAGGAAACAUGCCUGGUUCCGGAAUUGGUCCACCAUUCUAAUGGUCUUCUUCCUGAGCUUCGUCUUCAUCCUGGGCACCGUGAUGCUGGUGGUUCAGGUCUUUACGGCGAGUCCCCUGCAGAUAUUCAUGAUCGUGGCCAUAUAUCUGGCCAUAGCCGCCGUCAUCAUCUGGCUGGAGGUGCAGUCUGUGAAAGUGCGCUAAGACGAAAUACCUCUUAUAUACUAUAUAUAUCUAGUAUAUAUAGGAAUAGUGACUAAUUCGCCUGGCGUUAUCGUCGUAUAAAUAAUUUCGUGCUUGCAAUCGACCUUAAUUGUGCAAACAAAUUGGAAGCUUAACUAAAUGAGAACGACUUAUGAUUAGAAGCGCUAAGAACCAAACAAAACCCUCGAUUUAACAUAAGCUCAAACCAAAUAAAAUAAAGAAAAUGUGUUAAAAAAUAUAAAAAUAUGCUUGUGACUAGACAGUGCUUAGUUUAUAACAUUCCCAGAUAACUGCUACUGGCUUUCACACCGUAAUCAACUAAUUAUUUACUGCCCAUAAAUGAACGUAAUCUGGAGAGCAAAAACCGUGUGCAGAUAAAGGGCUUUGUGCCAUUGAAGUGGACAGAUAAGCAAACACAAUUUAAUUGAACAACAACAAUGAAUUGUUGGCAACAGUUUGUUGCAUUUAAUCGUAAAUAAACACACACAACAGAGUGCAGAGAGACAAACAUUCUAUUUAAGUGACAAAUUAAUUAAUUACAAAUGCAACAAAAGGGUGUUACAAAGGACAAUAAAAACAAUAAAUGUUAAGUCCAUUAUCUAAUUAGAUAUUGGAGUGGAAAUUUAA
Messenger RNA from Drosophila serrata, 971 nucleotides. RefSeq lists its product as uncharacterized. The record is from RefSeq and is a predicted model, not a curated record. NCBI's taxonomy places the organism in Eukaryota, Metazoa, Arthropoda, Insecta, Diptera, Drosophilidae.